Laccaria bicolor S238N-H82 is the source of this 1611-nucleotide messenger RNA. RefSeq lists its product as uncharacterized. Lineage: Eukaryota; Fungi; Basidiomycota; Agaricomycetes; Agaricales; Hydnangiaceae. Bases 1 to 1611 code for a protein of 536 amino acids. The transcript has a single exon. The record is from RefSeq and is a predicted model, not a curated record.
AUGGCUGAUACCCCUCCAGCGCCACGAAAAAAGUCCAAGCUAAAGGCUGGACUUCGCAGCAUCGGCAGGAUCUUUCUGUGCGGUGUCGACAUCUCACCAGACAGCAUAGAGCAGGCAUUAGAGAAGGCCUCGCCGACUAAUACAUCUAUCGAAAAGGACACUGAUACCACAACCCCUGCAGCGAGCUGCACCUCCGACGAUCCUUCGUUGACAAUGGUCCGCGCACCUCUGAAGAAACGCUCGGAAAGUCGAACAUCGCUGAAGAAAAGGAUGAACUCUGGCAAACCCAUCGAGCAGCUUCCACCAGAAAUCAUGGCCGAGAUAUUCGCAAUGGCAGUUCUCUCAGAAGCGGCCUCAACGAGCUCACGAAUGACUCCGUUCAAGUUGGGAAAGGUGUGUUCCCGAUGGCGCGGGAUCGCCUGGUCUACCGCUCAUAUCUGGAGUUCGGUCUACCUACGACUAUCAAGGAGACGGUACCAGGCUCAGGCUGCGUUGUUGAGGGCUUGGCUGGACCGUUCAGGUCGCUAUUCACUCACUAUUCACCUUACGCUUGAAGAUGAAGGCGCCUGGACUCACGCUGCUCCUCAGAAAGUCGUCGCUAUACUCGCAUCGGAGUCCAAAAGAUGGUAUUCUGUCAACUUUGUACUCCCAGAAGCGUGCUAUCCGCGUCUCGAGAUCGCCAAGGGCAACCUCCCUGUCCUGACCUCAUUCAUACUCCAGCCUCUCUUGAGUGACUGCCGCCGAUCCCAAGCUAAUAGAAAACGAUUGACUGCAUUCGAAAAUGCCCCGGAGCUACGCACCGCCCACCUGAAUGGGUAUUACCUCGAUGACACCAUUGUUCCGUGGGGUCAACUACUACAGCUCACCACACAGCAUGUCUAUCUCGACGAAUGCUUCUACGCCCUUCUGCGUGUCCCCAAGAUCACAUACGUAUGCUUCUCUACCAUCCUACUCAACGACACCGGGCGCGUCGUUGUAAAAUCCCCAAUCAAGCUCCCACACAUGGAAUAUCUCAAGAUGCACGGAGCUUCAGGAGCCGAUCAGGCGAUCCUCCUCGCUGAGAUGACCCUCCCCUGCCUCUCGGAACUCGACCUCUCCUCCCCCGACACCAGCCGCGUGCUGUCCUCCAUACCUGCACUCCUCACCCGUUCUGGGUGUCUUUUAAAGAAAUUCACACUUUCAAGCUGCCAGCUCAUGGAAGAUGAGCUUGUCGAGUGCCUUUCAGGCAUGUCGUCUAUUGAAGAACUGAAACUCGCGCCUCUCCUCACUGGGCCACCGCUAUCAAGUCUUCUGAUGAACACCCUCGCUGGAUACACGAGGAACGCAGAUCAGAACCCGGAUUCGUACAAGGGCGCAUUUCUGCCUCGGUUGCAGCACUUGGAAUAUGAAGGCUUGGCAUCGUUUGAUGGGGCGGCUGUUGAGAUGAUGUUGGGGUAUCGUAGACGGCGUUCGGGUGAAGGGCCCCCUGCUAUCGCGAACCUCAAGUCUUUGAGGAUAAUAACUGAUAGCGAUAUCAAUGCGAAUAGGGAGGUGAAGAAGAAUCUGCAGAAGAUGGCGGAUGAGGGUUUGGUUUUGGUUAUCAAGUCUUUGGGCGGGACAUCGUGGUUGUGA